Molecule: messenger RNA, 5274 nt
Organism: Arvicola amphibius (Eurasian water vole)
Lineage: Eukaryota; Metazoa; Chordata; Mammalia; Rodentia; Cricetidae
Gene: Zdhhc15
Product: zinc finger DHHC-type palmitoyltransferase 15
Biological process (GO): peptidyl-L-cysteine S-palmitoylation; synaptic vesicle maturation; protein targeting to membrane
Cellular component (GO): endoplasmic reticulum; Golgi apparatus
Molecular function (GO): protein-cysteine S-palmitoyltransferase activity
Source: RefSeq, a predicted model, not a curated record
AGGCCUGCUCGGUCGAUCUUCGAGCCGAAGAUGCGGCGGGGCUGGAAGAUGGCUCUGUCUUGGGGGCUGUGGUGCUGCCGCCGGGUACUGUCCUGGGUGCCAGUGCUCGUUAUAGUCCUCGUCGUUCUCUGGUCCUACUAUGCCUACGUCUUUGAACUCUGUCUCGUUACCAUUUUGAGCCCAGCAGAAAAAGUUAUCUACCUCCUACUCUAUCAUUCCAUUUUUGUGUUCUUUGCAUGGACCUACUGGAAGUCCGUCUUCACACUCCCACAGCAACCAAACCAGAAGUUCCACUUGUCCUAUACAGACAAGGAACGCUAUGAAAAUGAAGAGAGACCUGAGGUUCAGAAGCAAAUGCUUGUGGAUAUGGCCAAGAAGCUACCAGUGUACACAAGGACCGGGAGUGGAGCUGUGCGGUUCUGUGACCGGUGCCAUCUAAUCAAGCCAGACCGCUGCCAUCACUGUUCUGUCUGUGCUAUGUGUGUUUUAAAAAUGGACCAUCACUGCCCAUGGGUUAAUAACUGCAUUGGAUUUUCCAACUACAAAUUCUUCCUCCAGUUCUUAGCUUAUUCCCUUCUCUAUUGCCUGUACAUUGUGACAACCGUCUUCAGCUAUUUCAUCAAAUACUGGAGAGGGGAAUUACCCAGUGUUCGCUCUAAGUUCCACGUCCUCUUUCUCCUCUUUGUGGCCUGCAUGUUUUUUGUCAGCCUUGUGAUUCUCUUUGGUUACCAUUGUUGGCUUGUCAGCAGAAACAAAACGACCUUAGAGGCCUUUUGCACUCCAGUAUUUACAAGUGGACCGGAGAAAAAUGGGUUUAACCUUGGCUUCAUCAAGAAUAUCCAGCAGGUGUUUGGCGAUAAUAAGAAGUUCUGGUUAAUACCUGUUGGGUCCAGCCCUGGUGAUGGACACUCCUUCCCUAUGAGGUCUAUAAAUGAGUCUCAGAACCCGCUGCUGGCAAAUGAGGAACGCUGGGAAGACAAUGAGGAUGACAGUCGAGAUUAUUCAGGAGACUCGUCAUCACUUACUGUGGAAACAGAAACGUAGCAGUUUUCCUGUUUUCUGCAUCUCCACCAGGAACCACCAUCUCCCAUAAGGCUUACAGACUGCAAUGUUGAGAACCACUCUAAUCCUCAAAAUAAGUCACCACGUUGGAUAGAAAGCUUCACAGUUUGGGCCUUCCAUCAAAUAUGUGCUGUGCAGAUGUUUCAGGACUUUGCGAAUUGACUCUACCGACUGAACUCAUUUUGGAAACAAUUGUUUCAAGCCAGUUUUUCUUUCUUACCCUCUCCCAAUCCAUGAAAGCCUAAGCAAUACACACACACACACACACACACACACACACACACACACACACACACACACAUUCGUCUAGUUGGAGAAAAAGGAACUCCGAAGAUUACCAUGGAGUUAAUUCCCCCCCUGAAAGACUAUUAACCAUGUCUGUCUGCAGGGUCUUUCUAGUUUUGAGGGAAGUCAGCAUGGGUUUGCGACUUAUGUUCAUUAGCAUAUAUAAACAUGUGUGUGUGCAGCAGAAUUCUGCCAAAAGUCAAGGUUUAAAAACUGAGGAUUGUAUUUAAUCAUUCUUUUCAACUAAAUAGCAAUUUAAAUAUUCACUGAACUCUGAACAAAUCCUAUAUCAUCCAUCUGAAAUUUAAGAAGGAUAUUAAAUAGACUGUGACCAUGGUCCUGUGGAGAACUGGACAGCAAUUCAAAACCUGUCCCAUUACAGAGGUUUCAGAAAGCACCACAGCUAAUAGGGAAGACCAGAUCAAACUUACAUUUUAGUAAGCAUAACUAUUAGCAUUUUAAGGCCAAGCAUGAUGGUGCUUGCCUGUCAUUCCAAGGUCAAGACCAAGUUGUUCUACACAGUGAGUUCCAGGCCAGCUUGGGUUAUAUAAGAAAACCCUGUCUUGAGAAAAAAAUAAAAGGAAUUACUUUCUUAAAAACUUCUAAUGCCAGACUAUGCUCAAAAUCUCGAUUUUAUUCAUUUCUCUGCUCUAUGGCUUUAUUUUAGCCUUUGUAAAUUACUUUUGUAAUGGUAGAAGUAUUGUAAGCCCAAGUUACAGACCAUCCAUUUUAUAAAAAGGAUUUAAGGGUGAUUUUGAGGUAUAAUUAAAAUUCUGUUGAAGACGAUAAUGUUUCAGAUAUGACACUAGCCUGAGGAUUAGCUAAAGGUCUGUGUUUUGAACAGCAGGAGUUAAUGUACAGAGUUAACUGAACAGUGAUCUUCCAGUCCUCUUUCUUUAAGCUUUGGUGGCAGUUCAGCCAUUAAGAGAGUUUACAUCCAUUUCCCCCCUUAUUUAUAACCAGCCCUCCUUUCAGUCCUGGUGCCUGGAUCAAUGAGAUGGACACUAAUGCUGCUUCUUUAUAAUAAUAGUACCUAAGAGUAUUGAUGUUUUUCAGUUUUCAGCCAGCACUCUAAUGCACAGCUGCUGACAAUAAAAGCCCCAACUCUUAACGGAGAUCAGUGGGAGUUACAGGGAGCUCACAAUUAUCAGGGAAUUGAACUCCUUACGAGACAGUUGGGUUUACUAAAUUAUUUUUUUCUAAAAUGUCUCUGAGUGAAAAGGAGUUUCUUGGCACAAACAAAUCUGUGUUGGGGCACCAGUGCAACUGGGAAAGAAAAGAAUCCAGCUAUUCAAAGCAACCACAAAAUGGGUCCAUUUGGACCCCCAAGGUCAUUUUAACCAAGGUGAGACAUUUAGCAUCAAAUAAAUAGACUGUGGUCUGCAUUUCAUUUGAGAGAAUACAAGACAUGAAUAAGCCUAUUAGGGAGAGGGCCUAGGGACUGCUUUCAAAAUUCAGAGAUUAAGGAGCAAACCAGAAGACCGUGCAUGCUGGAUUCAUAGUGAAAGUGUAUACUUUCACAUGGGAAGAACUUCCCCUUUCCAUGCUCCGUCUGAAGCACCCCUCUUGUCUAGGUUUCCCUGGGAAGUAUAUUUGGCAAUCCACAUGGCUCUAGGAUCCACAGGCCUUGCCUUCUAGUCCUAUACAAAUGUACGUUUCUCUAAAAGGGUGCAAGCAGCACUUCACAGCAAGUCAGUGUCAAAGCAACCUUCCCCAACCCCAACUAUUGUCUCCACUAAGGUCCAGAAGCUGCAAAGUCAGGAAGGCAUCAGGAACUUCUCCUCUGUCAAGUGUAUUAGCUAGCAUUCAGCCCUUCUAGAAAUCCUGUUACAAAGGACAAUGUUAGUAAACGACAGGGAAGUAGUGGAAGGGUAAAGCUCAGGUUAACGCAAGCUGAUUGUUCAGUGUCUUAAGACUUAUACUAUCUCCAAAAGGCCAAAUAAACCGGGGUUUCUCUGGGUGCUUGAAGAAAGAAGAAAUCCUAUUCUUACUUUAGUAUCUUGAUCCCAUUAGUUUAUAGACAUUGAUUAUAUCUCUAUACAUAGAGUCUUUGUGUAUUGGAUACUGUAUAUAGACAUCUAAGUGAUUACUUAUUGAUCAAGAAGACAGGUUUGUUUUAUAAUCAGAACACCCUGACCUCACUCAUUGGCUUUUUUUUUCCUGGAACCCUGCCCAAUACUUCUGCGGGAUCUCAUUCCCCAAUCUUUGGUACUCUUCUUCCACAGUGGGAAAAUGGAGCUACUUGUUGCUAAUAUCCCACAGUUGAAAGGUGCUAUGUAACUCCCUCGUGCUCUUACAUAUUUUUAUUGGCAGGACUGGAAUGAAGGGUUUAACUAUUACCAUAUUUCUGAGCACCAGAUCUGCUCCAUUCUUUCCUUCCACACUCUCAGUGCAGUGUAUUAUUUUGCAGAGCCUAGAGUACUUUAUUAAUGUUCUUCCAUUUGUUCCAAUAAUAUUCUUGGAAAGAGAUAGAAUGGAAAUUAUUUUUCAAAAGCUGAAGAUAAAAGAGGUAAAGUGCCAUCCAAAAGCAGGUAGAUACUUUGGACAGCCUACUGUUAGAAAGACUUCUAGUGCAGGAAUUGCCAGGGACCACCUUAGAACAAACACCAAGAGCAAACCGAAAGGAAUCACACUCCAAAUUCUUGAAGUUUGUGAUUUAGACAGCUCUUUAUUUUCUAAUGCAAUAAUGUGCCUCUUUUCCUCAAUAGCCCCAUAUGACAUAUGUAUUUCUCACUAGAUGGCAUCAGCCAGUGCCAUAAUCUUUUGUGGCACCCAGACAGCCCAAUCUCAGGGUUCACUUUUCCAGGGAAAACAAUGUGCUUCCUCACGUUCGUGCCAAAUUGCACAGAGUGUAGGCAUUUAUGUUAAUGGCUAUUUCAGCACAGUCCCGACAGGUGUGUUUUAAGUAACUGUGUAUACAUACAUUACUGCAAUAUACACCUAAGAUUUAACCAGGCCGCAACGACAGGAAUGUAUUGCUCAUAGUCUACCCCUUUGAACUCUCAUCACGCAUAUCUACAUGUGUGGACAUUUACAUGGACAUGAAUGCACACCCUUCUUUUAAGGCAAGUGCUAGGUCAUUAGAGCAAAUAUUUUACAGGGAUUGUUCUGUUCUCUCCUUUUUAAUGAAGUCCAAAAUCACAGGAAGUGAACAUUUCGUGCAUCUGUUCUAAAAUAUCUGCUGUCAGAGUAGCUAAGAUACUCAGUGGGGCCAAAAGACAUGCUCUGUGCAGAGGCAGGCACAGAGGACAUCUAACAAGAUUAUCAGACCCGAUUGCAAGUUCCAUGUUCGCAGAAAUUUCAUGCACUCUGUCCAGUCAGGAGGAAAUGAUGGACAGUGUAUGCUACAUUUGCAUUUCUUUAACCAUAUCUAUAAUAUACCAUAUUAUGCUGUAGCCUUUGCAUGUGGGUAUUAUGAAAUAUAGUAAAGAAUGGGUGGCUCUUACCAGCAUGCAACCCUUGACUUGUUUACUUCCCCCCAAAAGCUAAGGCUGUGUCCUGCCACAGUGUUCAAAACUGUUAAAUGUGUUCUUUGGAGUAGCCUAGUUAACAUCUGUCAACAGAAUGAGAUAAAACCCAGGGUGAAUUCAAUCUAUCAGGAUACAGGUUUUUGGUAGGGGAUGGCUAAAAGAAAAGAACAGUAAGAUAAGAUGCAUUCAAAGAGUAAUUGCUCCCAGCCCGCUGUCUAAAUCAGCAAAGGAGCACAGCAGGAAACCAGGAACUGGGUCUUGAUAAUGUGUGGAACGUAUUGGAGAGCCAGAAAAAGGAAAAACGCUGGGGGACUUCAACAGUUAAGCUCAAGUUGCCAAUUUGCUAUAAAUCCCUUUUGCCAUCAGUCUGCUUACAGUGACUGUAUAUACUAUUCUGAAAACCAUGUGUCUUGCUGCAGAAAUACUGAAAAAUGCUUUAUCUUCCUAUGUCCUUUAU